This is a messenger RNA of Acanthoscelides obtectus, 1096 nucleotides long. The record is from the annotation of a GenBank genome assembly. Lineage: Eukaryota; Metazoa; Arthropoda; Insecta; Coleoptera; Chrysomelidae.
UUUUUUUUCAGUUGAUGUCGUUACGAGAACCUAAAAGACAAUGUAGGGAAAUUACGAACCAGGUGACGAGAGAUUUGAAUACAUCGUCGUUAUUUGGUGAUACCAAAAAUGGUUACUGCUCAUGUCCCCCUUUCGAGUGCAUCUGCAGCUACCAACAACCAACUCCUGCUACCCCUCAGCAAUUCCCCUCAUCUCCUACCUCUUACCCGCAUCCUCUUCCUGAGAGUUAUUGGACGCAGGAUCCAAGCCACCCUCAAGUUUACCACUACACAGAUGCAGUACCCAGCACGCCUCACCAGUAUGACUUUAACACCAUCAACACCGAACUAUUCCAACCGGAAGAAAUUUUCUCCAUGGAGCAACCUAUCAAACAGGACCUCGCGCAAAGUGACAGUGCUAGGAGUCCUCCAACGUUGCUGGAUCUGGGUUCUGGAACCAUCCAUAGGGAGUUUAAGUCUGAAGACUACUGGAACGGAGCCUUGGGGAAUAUCUUAGUCAACGAUGAUAGUAAUAAUAGUAGUAAUAGUAGGUUUAACGUUAACCAAAGUCCUCUGCUCAACAACAACCUACCGCAGGUUGACCAAAACGUUUACCCAGGGACUAAGAUCGAUAUUGAGAAUCAAUACUCCAUGUCGAAAAUACCUUUAUACCAACAUCCCGAAAAUCCUUAUAAAAGUUUCGAAGCACAGUAUUUCCUCGAGGACAAAGCUUUUCAAAACUGUGAAAUCUACCAAACACCUAAAACUUACCAUACAAAAGGUUCAUCGCAAGACGAAUAUAUUGAUUUGGGCCAAUUUGGUGAAUACAAUAGCUAUUUAAACAGCUACGACCCUAGUAAAGUCAGUAGUGACGUUUUUACAGAUCUAGAUUUUAGAAUCAAUUCAAGUUGUAUGACCAGUUUGGCAAAUAAUGUACAUAGUAGUUAUAGCCAGGAGAGUUUUGACGUAAUGUCGCACCAGUAAGAUACUUGUAGUGUCAACACUAUUUUUCCCAGAGUGCCUUGUUCACUGUUAUCAUCAUGCUUUCAAUGAUCUUCACAUACUAUGUAACUUUUACUAUAGAGUUUGUUGUAUAUACUGUGUAUAAAAUAAACGAG